UGGCCGUGGGCAUGAGGGUUUCUGUCACAAGUGGUUCCUCUUAUCCUGUCUGGUCCUGAAGCGGCCUUGAAGUGCCUCAGAUGCCAGAGGAGAGGUCGUCUUUGUUAUGCUUGGUUCCCCGGGAGCAGCGGCUGGGGUCCGAGAGAGUCCCUUGGACGCCCUGAUGUCCUCUCGCUUCCACACCCGGUUUCUUUGACACCAGCCCCGCUCCAGGUCGACCUUUCAUCUCUCGGCGAGUUUAUGACUCCUCCCUGCUGUGAUAUUCUUGAUAUAGAAAUAUAAGGCAUUGCUGGUGUCAGUGACUAUACGACCAACAAAAGAUCUGAAAAACAAGUCCACAGCCACAACGACGGUGUUGGUGAUGUUUACAGCAGUGACGGGGACAAUUCAUCUUUUUAGAAAACCACAAAGAUCUUUUUUUGGCAAGUUAUUACAAGAAUUUAGACUUGUAGCAGCUGAUCGAAGGUCUUGGAAGAUAUUGUUCUUUGGUGCAAUAAACUUAACAUGUACUGGCUUCCUGCUUAUGUGGUGCAGUUCCACUAACAGUAUAGCUUUAACUGCCUAUACUUACCUGACUAUUUUUGAUCUUUUUAGUUUAAUGACAUGUUUAAUAAGUUACUGGGUAAUGAUGAGAAAACCUAGCCCUGCCUAUUCAUUUGGAUUUGAAAGAUUAGAAGUCCUGGCUGUAUUUGCUUCCACAGUCUUGGCACAAUUGGGAGCUCUCUUUAUAUUAAAAGAAAGUGCAGAACGCUUUUUGGAGCAGCCCGAGAUACACACGGGAAGACUAUUAGUUGGUACUUUUGUGGCUCUUUCUUUCAACCUGUUCACGAUGCUUUCUGUUCGGAAUAAACCUUUUGCUUAUGUCUCUGAAGCUGCUAGUACGAGUUGGCUUCAAGAGCAUGUUGCUGACCUUAGUAGAAGCUUGUGUGGAAUUAUUCCAGGACUUAGCAGUAUCUUCCUUCCUCGAAUGAAUCCAUUUGUUUUGAUUGAUCUUGCUGGAGCAUUUGCUCUUUGUAUUACUUAUAUGCUAAUUGAAAUUAAUAAUUAUUUUGCUGUAGACACUGCCUCAGCCAUAGCCAUCGCUCUGAUGACAUUUGGCACCAUGUAUCCUAUGAGCGUGUACAGUGGGAAAGUAUUACUCCAGACCACACCACCUCACGUUAUUGGUCAGUUGGACAAACUUAUCAGAGAGGUAUCAACUUUGGAUGGAGUUUUGGAAGUCCGAAAUGAGCAUUUUUGGACCCUAGGUUUUGGCUCAUUGGCUGGAUCAGUUCAUGUGAGAAUUCGGCGAGAUGCAAAUGAACAAAUGGUUCUUGCUCAUGUGACCAACAGGCUGUACACACUAGUAUCUACUCUGACUGUUCAGAUUUUCAAAGAUGAUUGGAUCAGGCCUGCAUUACUGUCUGGGCCUGUUGCAGCCAAUGUUCUCAACUUUUCAGAUCAUCAUAUAAUCCCAAUGCCGCCUUCAAAGUGUGCUGAUGAUUCAAACCCUGUCACAUCGACUCCAGCUAAACCUAGUAGUCCACCUCCAGAAUUUUCAUUUAACACCCCUGGGAAAAACGUGAGCCCAGUUAUUCUUCUAAAUACACAAACAAGGCCUUAUGGUUUGGGUCUUAAUCAUGGACACACACCUUAUAGCAAUAUGCUUAAUCAAGGACUUGGAAUUCCAGGAAUUGGAGCAACCCAAGGAUUCAGGACUGGUUUUACAAAUAUACCAAGCAGAUAUGGAACAAACAAUAGAAUUGGGCAACCAAGAUCAUAAUGUACUGUAAUUUAAUUUAUUUUUUGAAGAAUAUUGACUCCUUGACUUCCAGUUUCUUUAUAAUCCAACAUUGCAUCGACUGUUCAAUUGUUUACUCUGAAUGUUAGAGAAUUAUAGACUUGUUCACAUUUCAUGAAACCAAUGAAGCUAUAUUUUGGUAAAAUGUAUUUGGGUCAGUGAGAACCUUCUAAAUGUUAUAGGCUUUAAAUAGGCUUCCUUUAGAGAGCAUGUUUUUCUAAAUUUAAAUUUUGCCGUCUUUGGUUUUGUAGUUGACUGCAGUGUGAUAUAACAUUACCUUUAUAAAUGAGAGCCACUUGAUGGAGUGGAUCUGUCACAUUAUUAAAAUAUAAUACUUCAGCGAAAUUUAUAAACUUGCUUCUUGGGUACACAUUUUAGGAAAGGAAAAAAAUGUCCAUUCUGAAAGUAAAAGUCUUUUUUAUAGAUUUUCCAAACUUAAUUGCUACAUUUUUCUUUGAAGUCUUUCUGAAUUAUGUCUUUCAAUGUAAAAGCAAAAAUUUUUAUCCGAAAUUUUAGAACAUAUUCUACUCUUUGGCAUAAUUAAAAAUUUUUAAUUAUCGGUUUUUGUUUUUCUCAUUACAAAAUUUCAAUACACUUGCAAAUGGCCCAUCAUUCUCCAAAUGUUUUACAUUGUUAAAUAAAUACCAAAUACUUAGGUGAUAUGCAGUGAAGGAAUCCCAGUUUUCUGUCUUACAUUAUGUCUGACAUAAUGAUGGAUUUAUCUUUUUUGUCAUCUUUUAUUGAGUGACUUUAAGUUCUCAUUUUAUUAACAGAAUAUAUCACAUAUAUUACCAAAAUAUGUGGAAUUCCAUACAUAAUAUGCAGUUUGAUCUUUUUUUCAAAGUUGCAUGGAUAUUUUGAGUUUACAUUAUAUAAUUUCACCAAAACAGUGGACCUUAGGUUACAGAAUAUAGUAUUGUUAGAUCUGCAGUAGGCAGUUUCUGACUUCAUUUUGCUUUGUUGAAAAUGGUGAAUUGUUAAUUAUAAUGAAGUAUGAGAAUCAUGUAGGUUUUUUUAAAAAUUAUUUUCUAAAUGCAAAUGUUAAGGACUUUCCUACAUGGCCAGUAUUGCUUAUAAAGAGUAUAGCAGGCAGCAGUCACAAAUUACCUAUGAAGUUUUUGUUUUUUAUUUCAUUUUCUCAUGAGUUUUAUAAUUAGGUUUUAUAAGUGGAUUUUGAGAAUGGAUUGAGCUUUUCUAGAAUCUAGUACUCCUGGAGAUUUUAUGAUAUUUCUAGCCAUUAGCAGCUCUCUAGAGAAGUUUUUUUUUGUUUGUUUGUUUUUUUAGAAUUUGCCAGUUUCUGCCAUCAAUUCAUCCUCUUAAAUGUAAGCAACACUCUCAAAUCCUAUUUCUUCACAGUAGGAUAAUAAGCACCUAAGAAACCAUCCCUGUCAAGCAAAAUUGUAGGCAUCCUAUGAUAUUAAGAGACCAUGUCCCAAAUACCUUGCUUGAUGAGGAGUUGAUCAUUAUCUUUGACAUCUGCAACCCUGUUCAGGCAUUUGACCUGCUGAAGAAAUAGAAUUCAUGCUACCUUGACUGCCAGGGAAAGUAAAACUUUGUAAAAUAUGAUAAGGCAACCUGUUCCUUGUCCUUUGUCUUGUGUUCUUCAACGAUUAUUAUACCUAUUAUUGGUCUACUAUUACAGGGUGAUUUUUCCUCCAUUGACCUCAUCUAACUGUGAAUUUGGGUCAUAAAUGAAAUCUGAAGAACUGCCAGGUACUGAGUGAGGAUUAAGAGGUAUGUGCUGCCACUCUGUGCUUGUCUUCUCCAUCUCCAGGGAAUUUUUAAAGUGCCCAGGUACUGAACACACUUCUGUGUGAGGUUAAAUGCCUACUUCCUUGACCCCCAUUCAGAAGUAACACCUUUUGUCCUACCAAAGGUGCUUUGAUAUCCACCUACACUAUUUGAAAAGUUGCCUGGGGAUUCUGAAAGAAUUGGCUCUACUUGUUGAAAUUCAGUCAUGCCAACUGCUGGAGGUGACACUGUUCCAGGCAUUAUUAUAUAAAGAAGUCUUAGUUGCCAAGCCCUGGCCAGGUUUGGGAUGUGAACAUAAAUAAGUUGGCCAGGAUAGUCCUAGAUGCAGUAGCCUUACCUCUAAAAUCUUGCCACAGAGUUACUUGAAGCUAGACAAAGAAGCAAGUUUGAAUUAAAUACUUGGUCCAUGAUUGUGAUUAAGAGCAAACUCCAUGGAGUAUGAUUAAUUCUGUUUGAGAAAUUGCUGUGUAUUGAUAACACACUGGACUGGAAGACACGAUUUGAAUUCCAGUCCUGAUGGUGCCACUAUAUAAGUAGUUUUGUAAUCAUAAGCAAGUCAUUUAACUUAUCUUUCUUAUUUGUAAAGUUAGGGUGGGGAAUGAAGUAGUUGAUUUGUAAACUGUCGGCUCUAAAAUUGUAUGACUAAAUUUGCAGCAUAUAUGCCCCACUUGUGAAAUAGAAUAUUGUACCCAGAAUUUCUUUUCAGCAACUACCUCAACAUACAAGCCAAGUGUGACCUACACCAACACCCGAGCCAUUAAUUUGAGAUGCCAUGAGUACAGAAGGUAAACUGAAGGCUAAUACCAUUUUGGUUUUUGUUUAUUUUUAGAGUUGUGUAGACUUAAAUCUGUUUAGAUUAAACAGAUUUUUCUUAGACUUCUUUCUUUGUGUGGAAGGAUUAUUUUUGGAGGUAUCAGAGAAAAGAUUAAGACAGGGUCAGAAGAAUGGGGUCCAUUUUUUCUUUCUUCCAUAAUCUCUGUAGUCACAGAUGGAAUUCCAUACAUGCAUCAGCAGCUGGAGAGGACCCGAAUUUCAAGCUACUCAGAAACUGCUAAUUUUUUGCUUAACUAAAGAAUGCUCAUCUUUUUGGAACAUCUAAUCUUCUUAUAUAAGAAUAUACUUUUUACAUUCCAAGUUGUUUAAAUUAAACUGUUUGAAUAAAGAACAUACAUGGAGUUUUCUCUCUGCUUUUAAGUAA
This is a messenger RNA of Phacochoerus africanus (Common warthog), 4730 nucleotides long. RefSeq names its product solute carrier family 30 member 6 (gene SLC30A6). Bases 362 to 1762 code for a protein of 466 amino acids. Gene Ontology annotation, molecular function: monoatomic cation transmembrane transporter activity. Gene Ontology annotation, biological process: monoatomic cation transport; transmembrane transport. The transcript has 14 exons. Lineage: Eukaryota; Metazoa; Chordata; Mammalia; Artiodactyla; Suidae. The record is from RefSeq and is a predicted model, not a curated record. Gene Ontology annotation, cellular component: membrane.